Spizellomyces punctatus DAOM BR117 is the source of this 1109-nucleotide messenger RNA. RefSeq lists its product as uncharacterized. NCBI's taxonomy places the organism in Eukaryota, Fungi, Chytridiomycota, Chytridiomycetes, Spizellomycetales, Spizellomycetaceae. Bases 8 to 937 code for a protein of 309 amino acids. Gene Ontology annotation, biological process: glycine import into mitochondrion. The record is from RefSeq and is a predicted model, not a curated record. The transcript is spliced from 7 exons. Gene Ontology annotation, molecular function: glycine transmembrane transporter activity. Gene Ontology annotation, cellular component: mitochondrion; mitochondrial inner membrane.
AAACUUAAUGACAAAGAAGAAACAAGUUGAACCACAUCUUCAUCUGCUGGGCGGGGCAGUAUCGGGGCUAGCUGCUUGCGUGCUGUUGCAGCCAUUAGACCUGGUGAAAACUAGACUGCAACAAGAGCUUCACCACCGACGUACGCUCAUUUCGAAUGCGGCCCUUACAAAGCUUCACGAUGGCACAAUUUUCAAAGACCUAACCCUAUGGUCGACGGCACGGGAUGUGAUACGAAAGGACUCUGUAUGGGGACUAUGGAGAGGCACAUGGCCAACAGUUAUUCGCAAUGUACCCGGAAGUGCUCUUUAUUUCGUUACCCUGGACAAGAUGCGGCAUGGAUUACGGAGCUUACGGACAAGAGAGAAGGGGACAAUGUUGAAUGAUAGCACUGUCAAUCUUCUCAGCGGAGGAGCUGCACGGGUGGCAGUGGGGUAUAUCCUGAUGCCGAUCACUGUAAUCAAAGUCAGGUAUGAGAGUAAUUUCUACAAUUACACGUCAAUAUGGCAAGCAUCACGGUCAAUUCUAAAGGAAGAAGGGAUCGGCGGUUUGUUCCGCGGUUUUGGCGCGACGGCGAUGAGGGAUGCUCCUUACGCUGGAUUAUACGUGCUCUUUUAUGAGAACUGCAAGAAAAUACUAGGAGGGUUGACUGGAGGAUCGGCAAGUCUGAUGCCUGUGGUGCAUAUGAGCUCUGGCAUUGUCAGCGGUAUCGCCGCGACGGUGGUCACAAAUCCGUUUGACGUGGUGAAAACGCGAAUGCAGUUGAAGCCAUCUGAUUAUAGCACCAUGUUCCAGUCCGCACGGAAAAUUGCACGGGAGGAGCGCGCGAUUGGCUUCUUUUCGGGCAUGUUGCCACGGUUACUGAGGAAGACUGUCAGUUCUGCAAUUACGUGGACCAUAUACGAGGAGAUAGUGCGAUGGGGCUCGCAGCGGUCAUGAAGAUCAAUCAAUGUCCAUAGAUAAGCUUAUUCUACAUACAGUUAGCAUUUAGAAGUAUCAAUCGCACAACCUGUAAAUCCGCAAAGAUGUGGACGCAGAUUUCGAUGUCCGGUCAUCCUGACCCGAAUCUCUGAUGCAGGAAAACAUGACGGCAACUCCAUGUUAUCAGAAA